AAAGAGGCGACGUAGCUGGCCCUCGACGCGGCUGCUGUGCUGAUUAGUGUGGACGGCACGAUCCACUGCAGCAGCAUGGGAGGCGGGCGGAGCGGGGCGACGUGGGGGAGAGGGACCGAGUCACGGCAAGUCCCUCAGUACUACACCGCGCCGCCUACUUGGCCACUGGCUUUAAUCGGAGAAGGGGCUCGGCGUGAUCCAAGAAUACAGCAGCUUACCUCUGCCUGCCUGUCAAUCCGCCGCCUUUUAAUGAAUGCUCUGAAAGCCCCUCUUAGUCUCGCGCGGGGCAGCUUAAGCGUUUCCGGUCAUCUGCAAGAGGAAACCUCUUUUUUUUUUGGCUAGUUCCCCGCUUGCAUUGCAGAGAAAACCUUGAAAGACAGGAAACCCACCCACCCCCAGCACGUACUCUUUUGAAAGAAAGAGUCCCGAAGCACGUAGGGGGAAACGAAGCCUUAUGUUUUCAUAAUCUUAUUAAGGUUGCGCAGGGCGCCACUCCCGGGCACGUGGAAAGUUGGAAACUCUCCUCCGCCUAAAAGGCGUGUGGGGGUGCGGAAUGCGGGCAGUGUGCGUGAUUCUCCCUCGGGUCUAUGCAGAGUGUCUAAACACGUGUCUGUAGCCCCUCAAACGGUCAUAUUUUAUGGCCCUUGGUACCUGCAUCCCUGUGUGCUCUUUGCAGCCUUUGCCUCUUGGUCCUCCCCCUCCCGCUUUGUCUCCCUAAACGCCCCCGCCCUGUCAUUCUGUAAAGCACCGUGUGAAUGGAUGGUAUUGCACUAUUAUUAUUUACUACAAGAGUGGUGCACACGGCUCGUUCAUCACACAAUGCACAGUCAGGGGUGUAGCUAGGAAAGAGGGGACUGUGUUCACCCCUCGAGUGAGAAAUAAUGAAGAAAAUAGGGGUGGCUCUGGAGGGCCUGGGUUCUUUGAACCUAUCGGCUCAAUUAUAGCUACACCCCAAUGUGGCUUGUUUGCAGCCUUUGCCUCUUCCUCCCCUCAUUUUGUUGUCUCCCUAAACUGCAGCCAGUCCUGGCCCUCUGCCAAAAACUAUUUGUCAGAAUCGUAGUUUAAGGUAUACACUCUAAAAAUCUAAUGUGCCUGCCUAGGAUUGCCAGUUUUGGGGUUUUUUUUACUGAUCCUUGCACCUCCUAUGCCUUUGAUAGCAGCUUGAGCUUCCGACAUUUUGCAGGUGAUGGUGCUUAUCUUCUUUCCUUUAAAAAUGUCACCUACUGAUUUCUGCAGAUUACACUCCUGUUAAAGACGCAUGUGAAAGCUUCUGGUCAUUUGGCAACCCAAUAUUAUGUUAUAGAUGCAACACAUUAACAAAAGACAUUUACGCUGCCUAGUUCAGAAGAAGGAGUAACUAAGGUUGCCAACUGAUCUGUAAAAAAACUGAUCUGGACUGCCCCUCAUGCCUUUAGCAGGAGAUGGAUUGGCAGGAACAGAUUUACAAGAUAUAGUGCGUAAAAGUCAAUCUUAUUUAUUGAGCCUUAGCAAAAAGUCAGGUGCAGGAGAAUGAAUGGUUGAAUAACUGCAAUGAAGCUGCAGUGAGGACCCAGUCUUUGUUUACAUUUUGGAAAGCUAGUUGUUUGUUUUUCAUCAGGAAACUGUGUUCUAUGUGGGAAGACAUCCAGGCUCAAACUGCAAACGUGCCUAUGUAGGGUCCCCAUGUUCUCAGUGGUGAAGGAACUGACAGGUGGUUACCUGGGAUGACGGCGAGACGCAAAAGCGCAUGGCUGGGGCUGGUGUAGAACAUCCAUGUCUGAUGUCCAUUCUCCCAGCUGCUCAGCCUUUUCCUGUUGCCUGUCAUCAUUACCAUUCACAUUGCCAUGUUGUCAGAGUUUCAAUGGAGGAGUCUCCGUCAAACCUUAUUGGUGCUCUUCACCGCCACCCUUCUCAUUGGAAUAACCAUGCUGGCCAUCUCCUCUGAUGUCAACGCAGUAGGAUACUUCUUCCUUGGGGUGGGGGGUCUGUGCUUUCUUGGCUACCUCUUUAGUGUGGCUGUAGAGCAUUACCAGAAGCGUCAGAAUCCAACGGAAGGAAAUAAUACCGCCUCAAGGAGACAAAGUCAGACAGGCCGAGACAAUGCAGCAUAUGAAGCACCAGCAUAUGACGAGGUGGCGGCAACAGGCUACGUAUCAACGCCAACUGUCUGGACCAUCACCUCUAGUCCAGGAUCAUCCCAGGCAGAGCCCCCUCCAUACAGUGUGGUUAUUGAGCCACCUGCCCAUGGAGAGACUGUGGUGGAAGCAUUCAGUGUCUCAGUGGCACCAGGCACUCGCCGUGCAUCAGAGGCAGAUUUGCACUCAAAGCUACGCCUUAGGUUGGUGCUGCCCCCAAGACUGCAGCGGUUUGUCUCGGAUACCCAUGAACUCAAAGGGACUGAAGAGCAGCCAGAACGACUGGAACCUCUGACUCCACCUCCUGCUUAUGAACAUGUCACUGGUGAAGAGGUCUUUGAAGAAGCCUUCCAGCCCACAAGGCUAUGACUGAAAGGCCACGGGGCCAAUGUGGUCCACGUGUUCUUGGACUUGUAGCACAGGCUACUUGGAAACUGGCACUGGAGACGGCUAGCUUGUGGAAUGGACAACCAAGUAUUCCAUCCUAUCCAAAGAGUCUCUGUACAGAGUUGGGGAGGAAUGAUGGGGAUGAAAUUGGUUUCAUUUCAUCAAUGAAGUAUGAGCGACACAGAGUAAUAAUGGCUCUUUCCGUUGGACCAGUUCUAGCCACUGAAAAUACUUCUCGCAACAUUUCAUUAAUUUGUUCUUCACCAGGCAUAAGUGAUCCAAGUAAAGCUAUACAUAAAUAAAAUGUGGGCCUCUGGUUUCCCUGACAAAUCUG
Messenger RNA from Hemicordylus capensis (graceful crag lizard), 2835 nucleotides. It is a transcript of the gene TMEM139, whose product is annotated as transmembrane protein 139. Lineage: Eukaryota; Metazoa; Chordata; Lepidosauria; Squamata; Cordylidae. The record is from RefSeq and is a predicted model, not a curated record. Bases 1824 to 2483 code for a protein of 219 amino acids. The transcript is spliced from 5 exons.